Heterocephalus glaber (naked mole-rat) is the source of this 3339-nucleotide messenger RNA. RefSeq names its product cilia and flagella associated protein 52 (gene Cfap52). NCBI's taxonomy places the organism in Eukaryota, Metazoa, Chordata, Mammalia, Rodentia, Bathyergidae. The record is from RefSeq and is a predicted model, not a curated record. Gene Ontology annotation, molecular function: protein binding.
CAGGAGACGCGACACAAGCUGGUGCUGAAAGAAUUUCUGAGCCGGCUAUGGAUGAGAAAAUUUCGCCCGAGGCCAAAGAGGUGGCAGACCUGGAACUUGACGCUGUGAUUGGCUUCAAUGGACAUGUUCCCAAUGGUCUCAAAUGCCAUCCUGACCAGGAGCAUCUGAUUUAUCCUCUGGGUUGUACAAUACUCAUUCAGGCAAUAAAUACUCAAGAGCAGAAUUUCCUACAUGGUCAUAGUAACAAUGUCUCCUGUUUGACCAUCUCCAAGAAUGGAGAUUACAUUGCCUCCGGACAAGUCACAUUCAUGGGGUUCAAGGCAGAUAUCAUUUUGUGGGAUUAUAAGGAAAGGGAGCUGAUUGCUCGGCUGUCACUUCACAAGGGCAAAAUUGAAGCUCUGGCCUUUUCACCAAAUGAUUUGUACUUGGUAUCACUAGGAGGCCCAGAUGAUGGAAGUGUGGUGGUAUGGAGCAUAGCCAAGCGAGAUGCUAUCUGUGGCAGCCCUGCCGCUGGACUCAAUGUCGGGAAUGCCACCACCGUGGUCUUCUCAAGGUGCCGGGACGAGACAUUUGUCACUGCUGGAAAUGGGACAAUUCGAGUGUGGGAACUGGAUCUUCCAAAUAGAAAGAUCUGGCCAACUGAGUGCCAGACAGGACAGAUGAAAAGAAUAGUCAUGAGUAUUGCAAUGGCUGACGAUGACAGUUUUUUCUACCUUGGCACCACAACUGGAGAUAUUCUCAAAAUGAACCCCAGGACAAAGCUGCUGGCAGACACUGGGCCUGCAAAAGACAAGUACAGUUUGGGUGUGUCGGCCAUCAGAUGCCUGAAGAUGGGGGGUUUGUUGGUGGGCUCUGGAGCUGGAUUGGUGGUCUUUUGUAAAAGCCCCAGCUACAAACCUGCCAAGAAAAUUCAGUUACAAGGUGGCAUCACUUCUAUCACACUUCAAGGAGAAGGACACCAAUUUUUUGUAGGAACAGAAGAAUCACACAUUUAUCGCAUCAGCUUCACAGAGUUCAAAGAGACUCUCAUUGCGACAUGUCACUUUGAAGCUGUCCAGGACAUUGUCUUUCCAUUUGGCACCGCUGAGCUAUUUGCCACCUGUGCCAAGAAAGACAUUAGGGUCUGGCACACGAUGUCCAAUAGAGAGCUGCUGCGGAUCACUGUGCCCAACAUGACCUGCCAUGCCAUCGAUUUCAUGAGGGACGGCAAGAGCAUCAUUUCAGCAUGGAAUGACGGUAAAAUCCGGGCCUUCGCCCCUGAGACGGGCCGACUGAUGUAUGUCAUUAACAGUGCUCACAGGAUCGGAGUGACUGCCAUCGCCACCACCAGUGACUGCAAAAGGGUCAUCAGCGGUGGUGGGGAAGGGGAGGUGAGGGUGUGGCAGAUAGGCUGCAAGACCCAGAAGCUGGAGGAGGCCCUGAAGGAGCACAGAUCCUCUGUGUCCUGCAUUCGGGUGAAGAAGAACAACGAGGAAUGUGUCACAGCCAGCACAGAUGGCACUUGCAUCAUUUGGGACCUCGUGCGUCUUAAGAGGAAUCAGAUGAUCCUGGCCAACACCUUAUUCCAAUGUGUUUGUUAUCACCCCGAAGAGUUCCAGAUCAUCACUAGUGGGGCAGACAGAAAGAUUGCUUACUGGGAAGUAUUUGAUGGGUCAGUCAUCCGAGAGUUGGAAGGUGCCUUGUCUGGGUCAGUAAAUGGUAUGGAUAUCACACAGGAGGGAGCGCACUUUGUCACAGGUGGAAACGACCAUCUGGUCAAAGUUUGGGAUUACAACGAGGGUGAAGUGACUCAUGUUGGGAUGGGACAUAGUGGCAAUAUCACUCGUGUCCGGAUAAGUCCCGGAAAUAAGUACAUCAUUAGCGUAAGUGCUGAUGGGGCCAUUCUUCGAUGGAAGUACCCCUAUGCCUCUUGAAGCCACCAGGACCUCACCAGCCUCUGCCCUGUGUGCAGUCCUGAAGGCUGAGUUUGGAUAUUUCAACACUAGUCUUGAUUUCUUAUCUCUCAGGUUUUGCUCUUUAGUCAAAACAUUUUAUCUCUAAGUUUCUCCUUUCUAGAAUGCAUCUUGCAUUCUUAAACCGUACCUUAAUAUUGAAAUGUUCAAAAAUAAUUUGCCCAGACUGUAAUUUUAAGGGGUUUUAAAAAAUUAUGAAUAAAUUCCCAGUUGUUGGCUUCCUGUCAUAAUCUCUUUUCUGUGACUCUGCGAAACCCACAGACUUUCUGUAUAAGUCCACAGAUACAGCAUUGUUAUCUUCCAAAAAUGAGGUGAAGUGAAUUUCCCUUCUGAAUCAUCUUUUCCCUAAUCAAGCUGUAUGGAGCAAGACAGGUUUGAACCCAGAUCUCGGGCAAGCUUCUAAAAAACUCUCAGCUCUAGUUUUCUCUUUUGUCAAGUGCGAAUAACUUCCUCUCUGUGAAUUCGAGGCCUGCCUGGACUCCAUAAUGAGUUCAAGGCCAACCUGAACUAUGUAAGCAAGACCCUGUCUCAAGAAACAAAAUAAAACAAAACAAUUCCUCUCAAAAGGUUAUUGUGAGAACUGAGUGAAAUAUUGUUAAAAAAAUCAGAAUUCCUUCCACAGAGGGUUAAACUUGUGUGCUUUCUCAAACAAAUUGCAUGUUGUGGCAUCUUGAGAUUUUCAAAGAUGAACUUACAGAGAUGUUGGAUUUGGUCAUAAACUCUUUGUCCAGUGCUCACCGCCAGAAGGCAAUGAGAUGGACCUUGUGUACUAAUUAUUCAAUAGGGUAUCUUUUCCCAGGGAAUGUAGAUGGUAGUAUUUUCCAAAAACAUUUCAAGUCUCCAGGUCACAGUACAUUCUUGUGUUCUAGGCAUAUUCUUUAACCUUUAACUAAGGCUACUCUCUCGUGGAUCAGGUAAUUGCUGAGACCCGGUUUGAAAGAUCAAGGAGGAUAUUUAAUAAAUGACUAUCACUUAUUUAUUAAAUAAGUCACAUUUCAGAGAGCUGAGGUAAUACUACAUCUUGCUGAUCUCUUUCUGAGAGAGAAACUGAUAAGAAAUUCAUUUUGCAAGACGGCUGCCUGGUUAAUUAUGAACCCGACAGUUAAGGAAUAAAGUGAGCAGAGGCCCCCCGGGUUACCCAAGGAAUCAAGGGCGGGGCGGGGCCGAACUAGUUCUGAUUGGGCCACCAUUCAGCCAGGAUUUUGCGUCGAGGCUUGAACAAGCCAAGGGUUAGGGGGCGCGCCUGAGAGCUGGAAAACUUCCUGCUGAGCAAGUACUGAGCUUGGAAGAGGCCUGUGCCGAGCAUGGAGCGGAGCCGGCUCCAGUUCCGGUUUCUCUGCGUGCGGGUCCGAUGGCCUCUCUACAUGGUUUGAGCCCGAGCCCACCU